AUGAAAAUGAUGAGGAGAUAUACUUUUGUAUUAUCUUAAUAAUAAUUUAUUAGAAUGUCAUCCCACAUGUGCUGAUUGCAUUGGCCCUUUAGCAUCUAAUUGUAUAGGGUGCUAAAGCGGUCUAAAUAGAAGAUGGUCAGAAGAUCUUAAGACAUGUUUUUGCACAUAUGGAUACCUUGAGAUUGAAGGUUUAUGUUAUUCUUUUGAUGAAGUAUAUCCAAAUCUUGAAUUUAAUGAAGUUCCUCAAGAUUUAACAAGUAGUAUUUGCCAAUUUGGUUAUUUUUAUUUGGAAAUUAAUAAAAAAUGCAUGA
Molecule: messenger RNA, 311 nt
Organism: Paramecium octaurelia
Lineage: Eukaryota; Ciliophora; Oligohymenophorea; Peniculida; Parameciidae
Source: the annotation of a GenBank genome assembly